Messenger RNA from Rattus rattus (black rat), 4054 nucleotides. It is a transcript of the gene Ints7, whose product is annotated as integrator complex subunit 7. The record is from RefSeq and is a predicted model, not a curated record. Gene Ontology annotation, cellular component: integrator complex. Gene Ontology annotation, biological process: snRNA 3'-end processing. The transcript is spliced from 20 exons. NCBI's taxonomy places the organism in Eukaryota, Metazoa, Chordata, Mammalia, Rodentia, Muridae. Bases 111 to 3008 code for a protein of 965 amino acids.
UGACAGCUCACGGAGGGAAAAAUCCGCGAGACCGCGGCGGGAGAAGAUGGCGGUGCAGGGAAAGAGUUUGCAAUCUUUGUGACUAGGCGAGUCCGGUAACUAUAAGGAUCAUGGCGUCAAACUCAACCAAGUCUUUCCUGGCCGAUGCCGGCUAUGGCGAACAGGAGCUGGAUGCUAACUCCGCUCUUAUGGAACUGGACAAAGGUCUGAGGUCUGGCAAACUCGGGGAGCAGUGUGAAGCGGUCGUGCGCUUUCCCAGGCUUUUCCAGAAGUACCCGUUCCCUAUUCUCAUCAAUUCAGCGUUCCUAAAGUUAGCUGACGUUUUCAGAGUUGGAAACAACUUCCUGCGGCUGUGUGUUCUCAAAGUGACCCAGCAAAGUGAAAAGCACCUGGAGAAGAUUCUAAACGUGGAUGAAUUUGUGAAGAGGGUUUUCUCGGUGAUUCACAGUAAUGACCCUGUGGCGAGAGCCAUCACCCUCCGGAUGUUGGGAAGUCUGGCGUCAAUCAUCCCUGAGAGGAAGAAUGCCCACCACAGCAUCCGUCAGAGUCUGGAUUCCCAUGACAAUGUAGAAGUUGAAGCUGCUGUCUUUGCAGCCGCAAACUUCUCUGCACAGUCAAAGGAUUUUGCUGUGGGGAUCUGUAACAAAAUCAGCGAAAUGAUUCAAGGCUUAGCUACACCAGUGGACCUGAAGCUGAAACUGAUCCCCAUCCUGCAGCACAUGCACCAUGAUGCCAUCUUGGCCUCCAGUGCCCGCCAGCUCCUGCAGCAGCUGGUCACCUCAUACCCCUCCACCAAAAUGGUCAUCGUGUCUCUACACACUUUCACUCUGCUCGCAGCCUCCUCUUUGGUUGACACACCCAAGCAGAUUCAGCUUCUGCUGCAGUAUUUGAAGAGCGACCCCAGAAAAGCUGUGAAGAGACUUGCUGUUCAGGAUCUGAAGCUGCUCGCUAGUAAGACACCACACACGUGGAGUAAAGAGAACAUUCAGGCACUCUGUGAGUGUGCACUGCAUACUCCUUAUGACAGCUUGAAGCUAGGGAUGUUGUCUGUCCUCUCCACACUGUCAGGGACCAUCGCCAUUAAACAUUACUUCAGUGUGGCUCCAGGAAAUGUAGACUCGUCCCCCAGAUCUUCUGAUUUAGUCAAAUUAGCCCAAGAAUGCUGUUACCAUAGCAACCGGGCCAUCGCAGCACAUGGAGUGAGAGUGCUGACUAAUAUAACUGUGUCUUGUCAAGAAAAAGAUCUCUUGUCUCUGGAGCAAGAUGCUGUCUUUGGCCUGGAAUCCCUUCUGGUGCUUUGUAGUCAAGAUGACAGUCCAGGUGCUCAGUCCACUGUGAAGAGUGCUCUCAGCUGUAUGGUGAAGCUGGCCAAGGGCCGCCCGCAUUUGAGCCGGUCAGUGGUUGACACUCUGCUAACUCAGCUGCACAGCUCGCAGGAUGCUGCCCGGAUCCUCAUGUGCCACUGCCUGGCAGCCAUUGCAAUGCAGCUCCCAGUACUGGGUGAUGGAAUGCUUGGUGACCUCGUGGAGCUCUACAAGGUGAUUGGACGAUCAGCCACAGACAAGCAACAGGAGCUUCUGGUAAGUUUGGCUACUGUGAUUUUCGUAGCCAGCCAGAAAGCAUUGUCUGCGGAAGUGAAGGCAGUAAUCAAGCAGCAACUUGAAAGCGUCUCCAGUGGGUGGAUCGUAUAUCGGAUGGCCAGGCAGGCUUCCAGAAUGGGCAACCAUGACAUGGCCCGAGAGCUUUACCAGAGUUUGCUGACACAGGUCGCAUCAGAGCACUUCUACUUCUGGCUGAACAGUCUGAAGGAGUUCUCACACGCAGAGCAGUGUCUGACUGGGCUGCAGGAGGGUAGCUUCAGCUCAGCACUUUCCUGCAUUGCUGAGUCUUUGAAAUUCUACCACAAAGGGAUCGCCUCCUUAACAGCUGCCAGCACACCACUGAAUCCUUUAAGCUUUCAGUGUGAGUUUGUGAAACUCAGGAUCGAUCUUCUCCAAGCCUUCUCGCAACUUAUUUGUACUUGUAACAGCCUGAAGACAAGCCCUCCCCCUGCGAUCGCCACGACAAUUGCCAUGACCUUAGGGAAUGAUCUUCAGAGGUGUGGCCGGAUCUCCAAUCAGAUGAAGCAGUCCAUGGAAGAGUUCCGAAGCCUUGCCUCCCGGUACCGGGAUCUCUAUCAGGCGUCCUUCGAUGCGGACUCGGCAACUCUGAGGAACGUAGAACUCCAGCAGCAGAGCUGCUUACUGAUAGCCCACGCUAUAGAAGCCCUGGUUUUGGAUCCUGAAUCAGCAAGCUUCCAGGAGUAUGGGUCCACAGGUGCUGCCCACGCGGACAGCGAGUAUGAGAGAAGGAUGAUGUCCGUGUACAGCCACGUCCUAGAGGAGGUGGAGUCGCUUAACCGGAAGUAUGCCCCAGUUUCCUACAUGCACACAGCGUGCCUCUGCAAUGCCAUCGUCGCUUUGCUGAAAGUUCCUCUCUCAUUUCAGAGAUACUUUUUCCAGAAACUGCAGUCUACCAGCAUCAAGCUUGCUCUGUCACCCUCUCCCCGGAACCCUGCAGAGCCCAUUGCUGUACAGAAUAACCAGCAGCUGGCAUUAAAGGUAGAAGGCGUUGUUCAGCACGGGUCUAAACCAGGACUGUUCCGCAGAAUCCAAUCUGUGUGUCUGAAUGUUUCUUCUACACUCCAGAGUAAAUCCAGCCAGGACUACAAGAUUCCCGUUGACAGCAUGACCAAUGAGAUGGAGCAGAGGGUCGAGCCACAUAAUGAUUACUUCAGCACUCAGUUUCUGUUGAACUUCGCUGUCCUUGGAACGCACAGCAUUACAGUGGAGUCAUCAGUGAGAGAUGCCAAUGGCAUCGUCUGGAAGACGGGUCCCAGAACUACCGUGUUUGUCAAAUCCCUGGAAGACCCCUAUUCCCAGCAGAUUCGCCUACAGCAGCAGCAAGCCCAGCAGCCUUUGCAGCCACAGCCGCAGCCGCAGCCUCGCGGUGCCUACACCCGGUUUUAGCUGUGCCACAAGCAUGCGGCUACCACAUGCCGUCAGGCUACAGGAAGAAUCUUAUUCCCGUGUACAUUAAGUGUGAAUGCUACAGUGUGAACCCAGUACUCACUGAUUUCUGUAAUGUAGCUUUCUGGUGAUUAUUUUCUUCUUAAAAAUUUAGUGUAAGAAAUAACCUGGCUUUUAGCCAAAAAAGUGCAUUUUUAUUUUUUAUUUCUUUCUUUUUUUUUUUUUUUUUUUCCGGAGCUGGGGACCGAACCCAGGGCCUUGCGCUUCCUAGGUAAGCGCUCUACCACUGAGCUAAAUCCCCAACCCCUAUUUUUUAUUUCUUAAACCCAGUCUUCGCCUCACACUUAGCAUUUUUGUUGUAUUAUUCUUUGUGGUUGGUGAGAUUUUCUUCUUCUAAGAAUAGUCACAGAUCUUUGGUAAAUUUGACUGUGUCUCUGCCAGAAUCAUUGUGCUGACUGGCCCAGACCUGGGCUCUGAGGUAGGCAGAGGACAGUACUGUCCGGUCUGCGGGGCGUCCAGGGCUGGAGAGUCCGCAGGCACAGCAUCCUGCUGCAUCGCUGUCCCUCUUACCCACCUCCUGCCCUAAGGCCAUGCUAGUUUAUUGUUUUGGUCUUUAAAAAAAAAAAAACAAAACAGCUCACAGCUACUUAGAAAAGUUGGAAAUGAAUAGUGUGUUGUUUUUCCUGGUGUGUGGCUAGUGUGGACAUUUUUUUCUACAAUUGAAAUAGGUUCGCACAUGUCUUCCUGUUUGAUGUAGAGGGGAAGAUUCUUCUAGAUGAGGUGUUGACUCUACACCUGAUGUCUCCACGGCCAUCGCCAUCUCCGUGACGUAACCUCGGCCGGGAUGCUCAGGGAACAGACUCUGGCUGGCCAGAAAAGCCCUUUUUCUACUUCAGUCAUGCGGACACACACCGCAUGCGCUAGUGGUCAUCACAGGACGAGCUGAGGUGCCCAUAGCCCGGGUGGUCGUCGGUGUUGAGUGCAGUGUGGCUGCUAAGGGUGCGAGCCCUGGGUUCCCUGUGUAAAUAAAUCUCCUAAUUUCUCUG